Fusarium coffeatum is the source of this 4011-nucleotide messenger RNA. RefSeq lists its product as uncharacterized. Gene Ontology annotation, molecular function: methyltransferase activity; chromatin binding. Bases 1 to 4011 code for a protein of 1336 amino acids. Lineage: Eukaryota; Fungi; Ascomycota; Sordariomycetes; Hypocreales; Nectriaceae. The transcript has 2 exons. Gene Ontology annotation, cellular component: nucleus. The record is from RefSeq and is a predicted model, not a curated record.
AUGCCGCACAUCGAUCUAGACGAAGAUGAUGGGACUGACAUCCCACCAGAGUUGUUAGCCAAUCCCAACAUAGACUGGAUGACAACCUCGAAUCAAAGUCAUGGCUUUGAUGGUGUAUUUGAAGAUGCCUUUGCUCCAAGAGAGCCACAUAUCGAUAUCAGCCAUGGAACGCCUAAGAUGUGGACCAAAUUUGGCGAAACCGAUGACGACCGCAUGAGCGUGAUGGAACAAAACGAUCUAUCAUCUAUGUCACCUGCUCCAAGCGCGCCCAACUAUGACUCGGGUCCUGAGGAACUUUUUGAAGGCAUCAAUAUUGAAAUACUCGAUAAUGUCGAGCCAGAGAUGACAGUAGAAGACGGGUUUGACCUUGCAGUCGAUGAAGAGGGCGCUGCGGCCGAGCCAUUGGAGGCGGCAGAUGGUACAGCAAUCAAGGUUACUACACCGGAACUUCCUCUGAGUAACUCUGUCAAAGUUGAGCUUCCAGAAAGCUUGCUUCUAAUCCCGCGAUCCUGUUACGAGCCUUUUGAGCCAGGAAUGCCAGUCGCGGAAGAGGACAAGGUCGUCCCCCAGCUCUUAGAGGUAGCGCAACUAGGAGGCAAGGGGACCAACAACUUCUUCGAGCUUGAGCUCGACGACUUUGCCGUUUACUGCGAACGCCAAAAAUAUGAGCUGGAGAUGUGCUCACUUCAUCAUCUGGACACAAAGAACGGGCACAGCAACUUCUUCUUUGACGGGAAACUGAGCGUGGGAGACAAGGCCUUCUUUGUUCGUCAUGUGCCCAUACGAGCAAUGCCUAUUGGCAAUUACGGUACUUUGUCCAAACACACAGUACGCGAUCAAAUCUGGGUCCAGUCAGUCAUGAACUCCAACACAAACGUUUAUUACCGAUUGAAUCGUCCUGCCAAAGAGUACCGUCGGUUCUUCGACCCAUUCCUGUGGGUUGCCGAUCUCGCCAAGCAUUUUGUUGACUACCUCAAGGUCAUGGAAGAGAGUAAACAUGACGUUACGAUCUUCCAUUUCCGCUCAAACUUCAGCAAUUGGCUGACGAAAACACAUAGGACAGAGUCUGCCUUUGUCUUUUGGAGAGAUCAACACCCCAGUAAUGACUUCCGGACCUCCAUCGUUGCGAACCUGGCGUUCUUGCACAAGGAGGCUAUUGGUGUGCUGGACAAAAAAGCCUACAAACACAAUUUAUGGGCUGAGGCUUGGGAGUUUCGAAGAUAUGAGCAGUUUUCAAAGACCAGGAAGAACGACAAGGCGCAAAGCAAGCCAUCAAGAUCUAUAAGCCAAACUGAGUCGUCGUUAGAUCAAAUAACUAAUAAGCAUUCGAAGGCCAUCAAAGACGUCCCCCCGACCAUCGUCACCCAGUACAUUCAUGGUUGUUUCAGCCAUCUCCCCUCCGGCAAAUGUCUUGAAGCAGUCCCACUGAGUAAUAAGACGGAAUUGCUACGAAAUGAACUGAUACGAAAGCGACAUCUCGAGCUUCCGGCACCACUCCACCAGAAUGCUAAGAUCAUAUCAAGAGCUGGUCGACAACAAAUUCUAGACAUCCAACCUGGUGGCACCAUAUCAACGCAGAGAGAUGCGGAGGACUCUGGCACGAAAUGGCGACGCGAUGUUUCUCAUGGAUUCGAAGAUGUCGACCGUUGGUUUGCCCUCGUACAGCGCGUACAUAUGAACAAGAAGGGCGUCCGGACUUUUGAUGUCAUAUGGUAUUAUCGACCUGUGGAUACCAUUUGUGCUCUAAUGAAGUACCCAUGGAAUAACGAGUUGUUUCUCUCUGACCACUGUUCUUGUACUGAACCUUCAAAGAUUUCUGAAGAUGAAAUUAUGGGUGUUCAUGAGGUUGAAUUCGGAGGAACAUCGACGACCAAUGCCGAGUUUUUCUGUCGCCAAACGUAUGCCUGUACUGAGCGAACAUGGAUAACUCUUGAAAGAGAUCAUCUGCGCUGCUCGCAUGAGCGGAAAGUCUCACAGGUACCUCGGUAUCGAGUCGGUGAGACUCGACUCGUCAUGCUCGAUAAGGCGAGUGGUCGCUCUGAGCCUUGUGAGUUCGUCACUUUUUAUGAGGAGGAAGGAACUGGUAUAUACAGAUUCAGACGGCUACUGAGAAGGCAUCAAGUUGAUCCACAGGCGGCAGAAGCCCAACCGAAUGAGCUGGUGUAUAGUGAGAACCUUAUCGAGGUGAAGAGUCGGCGCAUUCUUGAGCCUUGUCACAUCCGGUUUUUCAAAGCUGGGGGAAAGAUACCAACGCCUUACGACCGCAAUGGCGUAGGCAAUUUCUUUUACAUUACUCAUGAACAGGUCAUUAGUCCUUCGUCAAUGGCAAAGUCAUAUGUUCCUCUCAAGACAUUCCCUUCUUCCUUGCGACAAGGUCACGAUCCGUCCGAACGUCUGCAAAAGUUGCGCGGGUUGGACCUUUUUUGUGGAGGCGGAAACUUUGGCCGAGGCCUGGAAGAUGGAGGCGGUAUCGAGAUGCGAUGGGCUAAUGAUUACGAUGGGAAGGCCAUGCAUACAUAUAUGGCCAACACUUCAGUCCCUGGUUGUGUGUCUCCGUUUUUGGGCUCGAUUGACGAUUUACAGCGUUUGGCUAUCGAGGGCAACUUCGCAGACAAUGUUCCCCCUAUCGGAGACGUCGACUUUGUUUCAGGGGGUAGUCCUUGUCCGGGUUUCUCUCUCCUGACGAACGACAAAACCACUGUCGCACAGCGAAAGAAUCAAUCUCUUGUUGCAGCCUUCGGCUCCUUCAUCGAUCUAUAUCGUCCACGAUACGGUCUCCUUGAGAACGUCCCUGGCAUCAUUCAUAGUAAAGCCAAGCGAGAUCAAGACGUAUUCAGCCAGCUUGUCUGUGCGAUCGUGGGGCUUGGUUACCAAACACGAUUAUUUUACCUUGAUGCUUGUUCCUGCGGCUCGCCUCAGCGUCGCUCCCGUGUAUUUCUUGCUUUUGCGGCCCCGGGUCACCGUCUUCCUCAGCGACCGCCCAUCACACAUGCACAUCCAGAGGAUACCAAGAGAGCGGCAAUUGGCAGUAUUCCAACUGGAGAACCAAUGGCGGAGCGAAUCAUACCCUUAGCUACACCUUUCGAUUUUGUGUCAGCUCGCGCUGCGACUGCAGACAUUCCCCCAAUAUAUGAUGCUAAACCAGAUAUAUGUGUCCCAUAUCCCGACCACCGUAUCUCUAUUGGCACGACAAGUCGUCUCCGUAAACAGAUCAGUCUCAUCCCCAACCGGCCUUGGGGCAUGAACUUUGCCCAAGCAUGGUUCGGUCUUGACUGCAAGAAGGCUGGCUCUGGUAUCCUUACGCCUGCCGAACGUCUUAUAUUUCCAGAGGACGGCAAGGCAUCGCUAAACCGCGCGGGUGCUUUAUCCCAGGCGUACGGCCGGCAGCGUCCCGACCGUCUUAUUGGAACAAUUGUGACAAGUCAAAGCCCGAGCGAUGCAAAGAAUGGUCGAACGCUGCACUGGUCUGAGAAUCGUGUUUUGACCAUCAUGGAGGCGCGACGAGCACAAGGGUUACGCGACCAUGAGGUUCUACUGGGUCUACCACCAGAUCAAUGGAAGAUCGUUGGGAACAGCGUCGCACGAGAGGUGGCUGUUAGUCUUGGCGCGGUGUUCCGUGAUGCCUGGGCGCAGAGCCUGGCAGAUGAGUGUCAUGUUCAAAACGAUGCUGCCGCCGACACUACCAUGACAAACUCUUCGAGGGUGCCAGCUCGUAUGGGGAUCGAGGUAUCACCAUCUGUGAGCAUCGAAAUGUUUGCUUCUAAGUUGGCAACUACCGACAACGGCAUUGCAUGGUCACACAAAUCACGAAGUCGAUCUCGUAAGAGCCAGGCCCCAUCAACUACAAGCGCCUCUCCUCCGUCGAGUACAAACUCGAAACGUAAUUCUGUUGUUGUUGAGAUUCAUGCAUCAAAGUCGCCUAAAUACAAGAAAGAUGAUACACCCAGUAGAGCGACAUCUGUGGCCUCCGGCCAUGCCAGAUUGAGUCGGUUGAGAUACAGCAACGAAUGA